Numida meleagris (helmeted guineafowl) is the source of this 1592-nucleotide messenger RNA. RefSeq names its product cocaine- and amphetamine-regulated transcript protein-like. The record is from RefSeq and is a predicted model, not a curated record. Gene Ontology annotation, biological process: cellular response to starvation; G protein-coupled receptor signaling pathway; positive regulation of MAPK cascade. Lineage: Eukaryota; Metazoa; Chordata; Aves; Galliformes; Numididae. The transcript has 4 exons. The coding region runs from base 1060 to 1401 and encodes 113 amino acids. Gene Ontology annotation, molecular function: neuropeptide hormone activity.
UGGGGGGGGUGUUUCCGUGCCGCACCGGGGGGGCCUCGCUCGGGGCACCGCGCUCCAUCCCGGGGGGGCUCCGUGCCCUGGGGGGGCGCUCCCCCCCCCUUCAUGCGCCGCGCAGCGCCCGCUCCGCGCGUUGAGCGCCCCCUGGCGGCCGGAACUCCGCAGCGCCGAUCCUCCCGCACCGCCGGCCGCUAGGGGGCGCUAGCAGCACGCGGCGCUCUGCACAACGCUCGCUGCUCCAGGGACAGCCGAUAGGAAAUGGAGGCGCGGCGCCCCGCCCCUUCCGCUUCGCGGGCGGUGGGGACUGCGUUUCCCAGGGGGCACCGCGCGGGCGAAGGGGGCGGGGCUUGGAGUCACGUGUGUCGCGGUCGCGUCGGACCGCGGCCUCGGGAGCGGGGCUGUGGGUUCUGGCUUAACCCGCGUUGCGGGCACCGGAGCGGGCUGGCUGUGCCCCGGGGCUCUGCGAGGAGCCCGGUGAGCCCCCGCCGGAGCCGCUGGCACCGCACGUCUGAGGGUCCCGAGCUGCGGUCCCCGGCGGUGAGGAGGAGGAGGAGGGGGAGGGGAGCGGCCUUUCCUUGCCCCGUGGGUCUGUCUCAGAGCCCUCCUGGGGCUGUCUGUCCAUCUGUGCGUCUAUUCCUGCGGCUCCGUUGGAAUAAAAGCGGUUUGUGAGACACACUCCAGUGCUGGGGGGUCCUUACUGCCUCUCCCGCUGCCCUUGGGAGGUGCAGCUGCCACCUCCCCCCCCCCCCAGCCGUGUUUGCUCAUGGAAUGGGCCCCGGCGCUGCGCUCGGGCUGGACAUAGUGCUGACGUCCGUUCUGUGGCUCAUACACGUCCCAGGGGAUGGCACCGCCAGGGAUGUCUCCCCCCGGUCACCAUAGCGCUCGGGCUGGGGGGAGGACACCCUGUAGACAGACUAGGGGCAGGGAGGGAGACCCCCACAGACAGGCUAUGCCUCCCUGCCUGCGUCAGUGGGUGUUUGCCCACCACCCACGGGCUGUGGGGGGGGGGGGAUAAAGGCAGCUGAGCCCAGCAGCGGGGGGGAUGCUCGCUGCAGCGGGAGCAUGGGCACUGCGUGGCUCUGCCUGCUCUGCGCAGCCAGCGCCGGCCUUGUCCCACUGGGCACUGGGGGGGAACCAGGGCUGUGGGCAGCCCCACGUCGCGAGGAGCCGGAGCUGCUGCUGCCCCGCGGGGCCGAUGCCAGAGGUGCCGGUGUCGAGGCGCUGCAGGAGGUGCUGGAGAAGCUGCGGAGCCGUGAGCUGCCACCGGCGGCCAAGAAGCCGGGCAGGGUCCCCCUGUGCCAUCUCGGAGAGCCCUGCGCCGUGCGGGUGGGGGCUCGCUUUGGGAAGCGCUGCAGCUGCCCCCCCAGCACCACCUGCAACCUCUACAUCCUCCAGUGCUCCUAAGGGCUGGGGACGUCGGGGACACCAGGGAUGCUGCCGUCUGCUGGGAUGCUGUUGGCUCUGGCUGUGCCCUGUGCUACGGAGGGGAGGAGCAUGGGCCCCAGCCCCCUCCCCACACGGCGAUGCAUUCCUCUCCCCUGAUCUGAGUACCUACACAAACCCCUGGGGGCUGCAUUAAACCACUUGGACCUAUG